Molecule: messenger RNA, 519 nt
Organism: Miscanthus lutarioriparius
Lineage: Eukaryota; Viridiplantae; Streptophyta; Magnoliopsida; Poales; Poaceae
Source: the annotation of a GenBank genome assembly
AUGCAACUACCAGUUCCCCUGUGCCUCUACUCUAACAGCGGUGGCAGCUUGGCAGUUAGCGCCAGCGCCACCGCCCCCACCGCCACGUACCGCUGGUCACCACUGACACGUGAGCGGUUGCAUACGCAUGCAGGAGCCCACACGGUGGGGCAGGCGCAGUGCCAGAACUACCAGGCCAGGAUCUACAACGACGCCAACAUCAACGCGGCCUUCGCGGCGUCGCUGAGGGCCGGCUGCCCGGCGGCCGGCGGGGGCGGCGCGAGCGCGCCGCUGGACGCGUCCACGCCGAACGCGUUCGACAACGCGUACUACGGCGACCUGGUCGCGCAGCAGGGGCUGCUGCACUCCGAUCAAGAGCUCUUCAACGGCGGCUCCACGGACGGACUGGUCAGGAGCUACGCGGCCAGCUCGGCGCGGUUCAGUAGCGACUUCGCCGCAGCCAUGGUCAAGAUGGGCGGCAUUGGUGUCCUAACCGGGAGCAGCGGAGAGGUCCGGCGCAACUGCCGGAGGGUGAACUAG